AAUCACGUUUCUCAGAGAUUUCCUAUUCUCUCCUCGUCGUUCUCGUCGUCGUCGCCGUCCUCCAAGGAUGGCCUCAAUGCUGCUGCGCUCAGCAACCCGCUCUUCGAAACUCUCUAGAUGUCUAUUUCGCUCUCUCUCUACGUCGACCACUCGCUAUGCCUCAGCAUCUGAACCAGCCGAUUCCGCUCAAACCCGAGGCGCCAAAAACGUCUUCGAGUACCACACCGUCGAAGACCUUCAUGGCUUGACAACAACUGAAAUCCUUGCAGAAACCGGUACACGGCACGACACGAAGAUGCGUCAUUUCACGGUCAAUUUCGGUCCUCAACAUCCGGCUGCACAUGGAGUGCUUCGUCUCAUCCUCGAAUUGAACGGAGAGGAAAUUCUUCGCGCUGAUCCUCAUGUUGGCCUCUUACAUAGAGGCACAGAGAAGCUGAUAGAAUACAAGACUUAUCUGCAAGCUUUACCCUACUUUGACCGUUUGGAUUAUGUCUCCAUGAUGACAAAUGAAUUAUGCUACAGUCGUGCCGUCGAAAAGCUGCUCAAUAUCGAAGUCCCCGACCGCGCGAAAUGGAUUCGAACCCUCUUCGGUGAAAUAACCCGUAUCCUCAACCACCUCAUGGCUGUUCUGACUCAUGCCAUGGACGUUGGUGCUCUUACACCUUUCCUUUGGGGUUUCGAAGAACGUGAAAAACUCAUGGAGUUCUACGAACGCGUCUCUGGUGCCCGCCUGCAUGCCGCCUACGUUCGUCCCGGUGGUGUCGCGUUCGAUCUCCCUCAUGGGCUGCUGGAUGACAUCUUCAAUUGGGCAACCCAAUUCGGCUCACGUGUCGACGAAAUUGAGGAGGUUGUAACUGGGAACAGAAUAUGGAAAGAACGAACAGUCGGUGUAGGGGUCGUAAGCAAGGACGACGCUCUGAAUUACAGCUUUAGCGGCGUCAUGUUGAGAGGGAGCGGGAUCAAAUGGGAUUUAAGGAAGGUGGCGCCUUAUGAUAUGUACGACCAGGUCGAAUUUGACGUCCCCGUCGGUCAAUUUGGGGACUGUUAUGACCGGUAUAUGUGUCGUGUGCAAGAGAUGCGAGAAUCGUUAAGAAUCAUUUCUCAAUGUCUGAACAAAAUCACUCCUGGCGCCAUCAAGGUUGACGACCAUAAACUUGUCCCGCCCCCUCGUGCCUCAAUGAAAGAAUCCAUGGAGUCGCUUAUACACCAUUUCAAAAUCUUCAGUGAAGGGUACUCGGUUCCACCUGGUGAAACCUACUCUGCAAUCGAAGCGCCGAAAGGAGAGAUGGGUGUUUACCUCGUUUCCGAUGGCACAAACCGCCCUUACCGCUGUUCUAUCCGUGCUCCUGGGUUCGCUCACUUGGCUGCUGCUGAUUUCAUGAUGAGAAAUCACAUGAUUGCGGAUGUAGUGGCUAUUAUUGGUACUAUGGAUCUCGUGUUUGGGGAAGUCGACCGGUAGUAGUACUAGAUUGUAUCUAGGACCGUGCGUUUGAUAAGAAAGACGGAACGGAUGAGGGUCGAAGUACGAUAAUUGUCUGUAAUUUUCACUGAUACUAUGUUUUUCUUCUUUGCUUGCACAUAGUGCCGUCGAAUGGAAACUUCCACCCUCAAGCUCACGAAAACCAGAC
Marasmius oreades (fairy-ring Marasmius) is the source of this 1628-nucleotide messenger RNA. RefSeq names its product NADH:ubiquinone oxidoreductase 49kD subunit (gene NUO49). Gene Ontology annotation, molecular function: NAD binding; NADH dehydrogenase (ubiquinone) activity; quinone binding. Bases 68 to 1459 code for a protein of 463 amino acids. NCBI's taxonomy places the organism in Eukaryota, Fungi, Basidiomycota, Agaricomycetes, Agaricales, Marasmiaceae. The record is from RefSeq and is a predicted model, not a curated record. The transcript is spliced from 9 exons. Gene Ontology annotation, biological process: mitochondrial electron transport, NADH to ubiquinone.